Molecule: messenger RNA, 2334 nt
Organism: Hydractinia symbiolongicarpus
Lineage: Eukaryota; Metazoa; Cnidaria; Hydrozoa; Anthoathecata; Hydractiniidae
Product: twinkle mtDNA helicase-like
Exons: 1
Coding region: 86-2239 (717 amino acids)
Biological process (GO): mitochondrial DNA replication
Cellular component (GO): mitochondrion
Molecular function (GO): ATP binding; single-stranded DNA binding; 5'-3' DNA helicase activity
Source: RefSeq, a predicted model, not a curated record
GCAUUAGGAAUAAAGUAUUUAACUUUGAAAUAUACAAAAUACACAUCUCUGUAUAUAAAAAGUGUGCAUGGUACUAAACUAUUAGAUGACAGGCUUGUUGUAUAUUUCAGGUCUAUAUAAUUCAUUGAUGGAAUUAGGAUUGUGUUUGACUUGUCAAACGUUAAGAAGAGCUGGUAAACGUUUUGUUGUAAGUAAACUUUCAAGCAACCAUUUUAAUGACACGAAAAGAAACACUGUUUGUUCUGCUGAAGAGCAAAACAUUCGCAAACAAGGGCAUGCGAUAACUGUAAAACCUGCUGGUUCAGUUUUUAUACCAGGUAUGAAAAUGGCGCCAAGUGUUUUAUUGACUCGAACUUGUCUGAGACAUGAUAUUUUGUUAACAAGAGUACGGGAUUUUUCACAACAUUGUGUUCGUAUUCCUGUACGAAAACUUCAUACUGUAACUACCAAAGAAUGGAUCAAUCAAAGUGAAAUUAUGGAAGUUUUAGAAGCAGCUGGGCUUCCUUAUAAAAAGCGUUAUACCAGUUACGAAACGAUCUGCAAAUCUUGCUUCGAAAACAACAGUGUUGGCGUCACAAAAGCAGGUAGUUUAACCAUGCUAAUCAACAGCCGUAAUGGUGAGAAUAUUUGUCGUAGUUGCGGCGUAACGUCAACAUGGGAGGAUUUUAAAAAAAAAGUGAAAAUGUCGUCCUACUCUAAAAGUGAUACUCUCAAACCUCCUCAAAUCGAUAUCAUUGAGAUUGGCAACGAGUUAAGUGACGAUUGGGUGGACUGGGCACAAGCAGUGCGUCACAAGACACUAAACGAGGUUGACACUGCCGCGUUGUCUGGACUUAAAAUUAACGAAUCAACAUUAAACGCGUUUCACGUAGGAUGCGUUGUGGAGGAGGGUUGCUGUAGUUUAUUAUUUCCAUACUACGACAUAACAAGGACACGUUUAGUCGCACUGAAAAAAUACGACAUUGCUUCGCAGAAAUGGUCCGUGCUGAAAAAACAAAAACAACUUAGUUUAUUCGGCUGGAAAAACGUACGCGAUGAAGGGAAGAAAGUUGUGCUAACAUCGAACGAAUUCGAUUGCUUAGCUAUCACGCAAGCAACUGGAAUUCCUUCUUUGGCGUUGCCAUUAGGAGCUUCGACGCUACCACCAGAAUGUUUACCGUAUUUAGAGCAGUUUGAUGAGAUUCUGAUGUGGUAUCGGAAUGAAUACCAAGCGAGACAAAACAUACAUCGAUUUGCCGCUAAAUUAAGUUUGUCUCGAUGUUUUAUGGUUUCGUCAAGUUCUGCCGCGUACGAUGUCCUAAAUAAAUAUGGCGACGAGGCUGUGGAGAAGGUUCUGCACAGUGCUCAUCCCUUGUCGCACGACCAUAUCAUAACUUUUAAAGAAUUGAGCAGUGAGUUAUACAGCGAUUUGAUGAACACGAAGCAAAACGCGGGCAUUCCUUUUACCAGAUUUCCUGUGUUGAACGAAUAUUUAAAAGGGCAUCGUAGAGGGGAACUGACAAUUUUUACAGGACCUACAGGUUCUGGAAAAACAACAUUUUUGAGCGAACUGUCUUUAGAUUUAUGUAUGCAAGGAGUUCGAACGCUGUGGGGGAGUUUUGAAAUAAAAAAUAUCAGACUUGCUAAUAUAAUGAUGCAUCAGCUGUCAGGUUUAGCGCUAGAAAACCACAUGUAUAAAUAUGAUGACUGGAGUGAAGAAUUUGAAGCUUUACCUAUGUAUCUUAUGAACUACUACGGUGCAACCGAACUCAAACAAGUGAUCGAAACCAUCAAGUACGCGGUUUACACCUAUGACAUAGAACACGUGAUUAUUGAUAAUUUGCAAUUCAUGACCACGGUUUCCAGCGGAGAAGAUCGCUUUCAACUCAUGGACAAGGCUAUUGCGGAAUUCCGUAAGUGUGCGUCAGAUUAUAACGUACAUAUAACUGUCGUCGUGCAUCCCCGCAAAGAAAACGAUGGCAGCAUUUUACAGACAGCAUCCAUUUAUGGCUCAGCGAAGGCCAGUCAAGAAGCAGACAAUGUGUUGAUUCUACAGAAUUCAGAUAAACUUUCCAUGCAGGUAUCAAAAAACCGGUUUUGUGGCUCCAUUGGUGUAAUACCGUUAAGUUUUCAUCCGGAAUCUUUAUGUCUAUCCGGGUUUCAUCGAAAUGUAGCAACUGGAGAAGCAAUAUUACCGGCGUUAAAAGUGAAAAGACCGGUGCAAAAUCUUAAAAUAGUUAGAAAACCGCAAAAGUAUUAGAUAUAUAUUAUUUUCGUGUUUUGUAUUUUUUUGUAAUUUUUAUACAUCAAUUAUAUUUUCAUAAUUAUCCCUUGAAAGCAGAAGUAUAGACUUUA